CCAACACCAAUCUCUUCACACGUAUCAGACUCACUUAUUCAUUCUAGACUUGCCAGGUGUCACUAUCUCUUUCUGCGAACCGUCUGAAGUAGCCACUCCUCUUGGAAACAUUCCCCCCUUACCUCUCUCUUCCUUGACAUUCAUCCGAGUCUCCUCCCCAGAUUGGCGACCAGUAGCAAAUCACCUAGACAAACAUUCAAGGAUACGAAAUACAAUACCCAAACACCCAGAACACGAGCCCUGACCUGCCGUCAUGAACUUCUUCAAGAGAACAGCGCAGCCUCCGCCUGAGCCAGUCAAAGUGCUGCAGCCUCUCCAUCCCUUCUAUCCUGCCGGUGUCGAGAUCGCGAACUUUGUUGCCAACGACAAAACAGUUGCUCAACUUCUCGCUGUCUUUGCUGCUGGGUGUGCUGUCAUCUUGGGUGCGACAUGGCUGCUCACUGGAAGAUUGGCGCCGCGUCUGAAGACCAUGGACAAAGUCAUAGUACUGUGGUUCUGCUUGACUGGUUCAAUACAUCUCUUCUUCGAAGGCUACUUUGCCUAUAAUCACACUCAAAUGGGGGGAGCACAAGAUAUCUUUGGCCAGCUGUGGAAAGAGUAUUCAUUGUCUGAUUCGAGAUACCUGACAUCUGAUCCUUUUGUCCUAUGCAUGGAGAGUAUCACUGCUAUUUUCUGGGGUCCUCUUUCUUUCUUGAUGAUUUACUUCAUCAUUACCUCUCAUCCUAUGCGCUAUCCACUACAAGCCAUCGUUUCCCUAGGCCAGGUCUACGGCGACGUACUGUAUUACGCUACUAGCUUAUUCGACCACUACUACAAGGAGCUGUCUUAUUGUCGACCAGAGGCAUAUUACUUUUGGUUCUACUUCGUUUUCAUGAACUUCAUCUGGAUUGUGAUACCAGGCAGUCUUCUAGCAGACAGUGUGAUCACCACAACACGAGCAUUCAAGGCGCUGAAUCGAAUGUCCAAGACCCUACAGGGCAAUGGAGUUGCAAAGAAGCCAAAGCAGAACGGCCACGUCAAGCGUGCAUAGAUUGGGUAGCACAAAACACAUGUUGGCUGUUUAGCGAAUGGAGUAACAAUGCACCAGGCGACACCACGAGUCGUCUUGGUUUGGCUAGGGAAACGCACUGCCGGACCAACUCACAUAGAUUGUACCGACCAUACAAUAGAUUUUGGCAUUGUAGAUCUCAAGAUACAAG
Molecule: messenger RNA, 1199 nt
Organism: Exophiala oligosperma
Lineage: Eukaryota; Fungi; Ascomycota; Eurotiomycetes; Chaetothyriales; Herpotrichiellaceae
Exons: 4
Coding region: 254-1030 (258 amino acids)
Biological process (GO): sterol biosynthetic process
Cellular component (GO): membrane; endoplasmic reticulum
Molecular function (GO): steroid Delta-isomerase activity; C-8 sterol isomerase activity; cholestenol delta-isomerase activity
Source: RefSeq, a predicted model, not a curated record